Pristis pectinata (smalltooth sawfish) is the source of this 8672-nucleotide messenger RNA. RefSeq names its product neurexin 1a (gene nrxn1a). Lineage: Eukaryota; Metazoa; Chordata; Chondrichthyes; Rhinopristiformes; Pristidae. The record is from RefSeq and is a predicted model, not a curated record. The coding region runs from base 1098 to 5648 and encodes 1516 amino acids. The transcript has 24 exons.
CUUCUCCGUCUGGUCGCCAUUAAACAUUGCAAAACUCUUCUAUUUGAUAUGGCCGAACACUUUCGUUUUUAACAAUUUCUCUGUUGAUUUCCUCUGAUUUCGCGGAAAUGGUGGAGCAUAUGACCGUUGCCAUCGUAGUCCUUUCUCGCGUGGUGAUAGAAUUAAUGAGGAAGAUUGCCGACGUUGCGGUGUGUGUGAGAGUGGGGGACAAGAUAGCGAGAGGUUGGAUGGUGUUGCUGCUCCUGCUCCUGCAGCGCUGCUGCUGGUUCGCUUCGAGAGAAACGCCCGUGUGACGCGUUCAGCUCAGCAACCCGCUGACAAUCGGAGCAGGAGCCAGAGGGAGUCUGCUGCCCUGCAAAUGUAAACAGAGGCGGGUGAAUAAAGUAGCAGAAAGAAAGGAGCUUAUUUAUAUAUGACCCGAUCUUGUAUAUGAAAGCUAAUUCCGUCGUGCAGGGAAGGUGCUGCAGAUUGCGAGUUGUGCUGAUGCCGCUGUAAACACUGGAAUCACAAUUUGGCCCUGAAAGGAAGACUUGCUGAUAGGCUUUGCAUGUCAAGUGGUUUCUGAGCUACUUGACAGUUUAUAGUUUUCAGCACCACUGGGAAGCAGGCAGCCCAGGAAGCCAUGAGUGAUGACUCAGUGUGUCUGUUUUAACAUGGUGGCAUGAAUCUGAGGAUCUGUAUUGGGAAUCUGCCUCUCAGAUCAGGUUUGGUAUUUUAAUGGGAUUACCAAAGGGAAAUACGCAAGUAAAUCCAGAGAAAAGUCAUCUUUUGGAUCUGCAUCAAUUAGUUCCAUCUCCAGAGAAAGUUUAAAUACUAUUUGUUUUCUUACCUGGAGCAACAAAGAGCUAACAGAGUAGUCUGAUCACUAAGGAAAAUCCAUUGUGAAUAUGGGUUACUUAGAGCCUUCCUUCUGCUGAAUCACCGUAUGACAUCCCUAAGCUAAAAAGUUGUCAACAAAAUCUUGCAGGAGAGCUGCUUCACUAAUUCUCUCCAACUUGGAUUCAAAAAGGAUACAUUCUGCAGCUUGCAGCAAAUCUACAUAUCAAGGUACUUAUUAUAAGUUGUCUAUAAUCUGUACAUUAACCACAUUUAUUACAAUGGCUUUUGUCAUCAAGAAGAAAGGUCAUUUGCUUUGGUUUGGCCUACUUUUUGGAUGCCUUGUUAACCUUGGGGUCAGCCUAGAAUUUACCGGAGCUGGAGGGCAGUGGGCAAGGUUCCCGAAGUGGAAUGCAUGCUGUGAAAGCGAGAUGAGUUUUAACAUGAAGACCAAUAUUUCCAGUAGUCUAUUGGUGUACUUUGAUGAUGAAGGAUUCUGUGAUUUUCUAGAACUCCUGAUUGUAGAUGGAUACCUUCAACUUCGCUUUUCAAUUUUCUGUGCUGAACCAGCUGUUCUACAGUCAGAUACUAAAGUGAAUGAUAGUCUCUGGCAUACAAUAGUUAUUCAGAGGAAUUUCAAGAAGACGACACUAAUAGUAGACAAAGAGGUCAAAACGGUUGAAGUGAAAUCAAAGAGACGAGAUAUGACAGUCUUUAGCAAAUUGUACAUUGGUGGAAUUCCACCAGAAUUUCAUUCGUCUGUGCUGUCAUUAACAUCAACUUCAGUAGGAAGUCAAGAACCAUUCCAGGGAUUAAUAACUGAUCUCAAGGUUGGAAAUGGGACCACCACACUUAUUGAUGGUCAAGGAAUCAAAAUGGAUGAAAACUACCUUUGCACAAAUCACAGUCUAUGCUUAAAUGGUGGAACCUGCUCUGUUGUACAAGAGAAGGCAAUUUGUGAUUGUUCUCAUACUGGCUUUCAAGGAAAAGACUGCAGUGAAGGUGAGUUGUCUUUAUCCAGCUCUGGUGAAUCCCUUCAUGGAGCUAUGGACGGUGCAAAGACCAGGAGGAUGUCAGAUCCUCCAGAAGACAACUAUGUUGAAGGAGUUAUCUCUAGCAACAUCUACAGGACUGGAAGAGAAGAACACGUUGCAACCUUUAAAGGAUCAGAAUACUUCUGCUAUGACUUGUCACAGAAUCCAAUCCAGAGUAGCAGCGAUGAAAUAACAUUAUCAUUCAGAACCCUUCAAAGGAAUGGUCUGAUGCUUCAUACAGGGAAAUCUGCAGAUUAUGUAAAUCUGGCUUUGAAAGAUGGUGCAGUCUCACUGGUCAUUAAUUUGGGGUCAGGAGCGUUUGAAGCUUUGGUGGAACCUGUGAAUGGAAAAUUUAAUGACAAUGCCUGGCAUGAUGUGAAAGUAACCCGGAACCUCCGUCAGCACUCAGGCAUCGGACACGCUAUGGUGACAAUCUCAGUAGAUGGAAUACUGACAACAACGGGCUACACACAGGAGGAUUACACCAUGCUAGGCUCUGAUGACUUUUUCUAUGUUGGAGGCAGUCCUAGCACUGCUGAUCUUCCAGGUUCUCCAGUCAGCAAUAAUUUUAUGGGUUGCCUGAAGGAGGUGGUUUAUAAAAACAAUGAUGUCCGUUUGGAAUUAUCACGGCUUGCAAAACAAGGAGAUCGCAAGAUGAAGAUUCAUGGCAUGGUGGCAUUCAAAUGUGAGAAUGUUGCAACACUCGACCCAAUUACAUUUGAAACCCCUGAGUCAUUUAUUUCACUACCAAAGUGGAAUGCUAAAAAGACAGGCUCUAUCUCAUUUGACUUUCGCACCACUGAGCCAAAUGGACUGAUUCUUUUUAGUCACGGCAAACCACGACACCAAAAAGAUGCUAAAAAUCCACGAAUAGUAAAAGUGGACUUUUUUGCUAUUGAAAUGCUAGAUGGGCAUUUAUACCUUCUGCUAGACAUGGGAUCUGGUGCUAUUAAAACAAAAGCCACUCAAAGGAAGGUGAAUGAUGGAGACUGGUAUCAUGUGGAUUUUCAGAGAGAUGGAAGAUCAGGAACUAUAUCCAUAAACAGCAAACGUUCACCAUAUAUGGCACACGGGGAGAGUGAAAUUCUGGAUCUGGAUGAUGACCUAUAUUUGGGUGGACUUCCUGAGAACAAAGCAGCUCUUAUUUUUCCAACAGAAGUGUGGACAGCUCUUCUUAAUUAUGGCUAUGUUGGAUGUAUUAGAGACUUGUUCAUUGAUGGUCAAAGUAAAGACAUACGGAGGAUGGCUGAGAUCCAAAAUGUGGCUGGAGUGAAACCUUCAUGUGCCAAGGAACUUCCAAAGCAGUGCCUUAGUGAUCCAUGUCGAAAUAAUGGUAUUUGUAGAGAAGGCUGGAACCGAUAUAUUUGUGAUUGUUCUGGAACUGGAUUUCUUGGCAGGUCCUGUGAGAGAGAAGCAACAAUACUGAGCUAUGAUGGAAGCAAGUUUAUGAAAAUCCAACUGCCUGUCGUAAUGCAUACAGAAGCAGAAGAUGUAUCACUGCGAUUUAUGUCACAACGAGCCUACGGAAUCUUAAUGGCCACAACAUCCCGAGAUUCAGCAGAUACUCUGAGAUUGGAACUUGAUGGUGGUCGUGUCAAACUUACUGUCAACCUAGACUGUAUCAGGAUUAACUGUAAUAACAGCAAAGGUCCAGAAAUGCUUUAUGCUGGACAAAACCUCAAUGAUAAUGAGUGGCACACAGUCCGUGUGAGUCGUCGAGGAAAGUAUCUGAAGCUGAUAGUGGAUGAAUUACAACCCGUUGAAGAUCAAAUGACAGGAGAUCACACUCGACUGGAGUUUCACAAUAUUGAAACAGGCAUAGUGACUGAAAGGAGAUACAUGUCAAAUGUCCCUUCAAAUUUCAUCGGCCAUUUACAGAGCCUAAUGUUCAAUGGAAUGCCUUAUAUUGACCUGUGCAAAAAUGGCGAUAUUGACUACUGUGAACUCAAUGCUAGAUUUGGUUUAAAAAGUAUCAUCGCUGAUCCUGUGACCUUCAAGACUAAAUCCAGCUACGUUGCACUCUCAACAUUGCAGGCCUACACCUCCAUGCAUCUGUUCUUCCAGUUCAAGACUACAUCAGCAGAUGGCCUGAUACUCUUCAAUAGUGGAGAUGGCAAUGAUUUCAUUGUAAUUGAACUUGUUAAAGGAUACUUACACUAUGUAUUUGAUUUAGGAACUGGUCCUUCCCUCAUUAAAGGCAACUCUGACAAACCACUGAAUGACAAUAAGUGGCACAAUGUGCUAAUUUCAAGGGACACAAACAACUUGCACACUGUGAAGAUCAACUCCAAGCUCAUCACUCAAAAUACAGUUGGAGCCAGAAAUCUAGAUUUGAAAGGGGACUUGUAUAUUGGAGGGAUUGCCAAAGACAUGUACAAAACAUUACCAAAGCUGGUGGCAUCAAGGGAAGGAUUUCAAGGCUGUUUGGCUUCGGUGGACCUGAAUGGAAGGCUUCCGGAUCUCAUUUCUGAUGCUUUGUAUUGCAAUGGGCAGAUUGAGCGAGACUGUGAAGUUGCAUUGAUGAAAGCUGACUUGCAAGGGCCAAGUACGACCUGUCAAGAGGAUUCUUGUGGAAACCAAGGUGUCUGCCUGCAACAGUGGGAUGGCUUCAGCUGUGACUGCACUAUGACCUCGUAUAUUGGCACUUUGUGCAAUGACCCUGGCACAACAUAUAUCUUCAGUCGAGGUGGUGGACUAAUCAUUUACACGUGGCCCCCAAAUGACAGACCAAGCACCAGAGCAGACAGGCUAGCUGUGGGCUUUGACACGCAUGUAAAAGAUGCCAUUUUGGUGCGUGUAGACAGCUCUGCUGGGCUUGGAGACUACCUACAGCUUCAUAUUGAACAAGGAAAAAUUCGGGUUAUUUUUAAUGUCGGAACAGAUGACAUCACCAUUGAAGAAUCAAGUGGUAUUGUAAAUGAUGGAAAAUACCAUAUAGUACGGUUUACACGAAGCGGUGGUAAUGCCACUCUACAGGUGGACAACUGGCCAAUCAUUGAACGUUAUCCAUCAGGAAACAAUGAUAACGAACGCCUGGCGAUUGCUAGACAGCGAAUCCCAUAUCGACUUGGUCGAGUAGUUGAUGAUUGGCUACUCGACAAAGGACGGCAGCUUACAAUCUUCAAUAGCCAAGCAACUAUAAAAAUUGGUGGCAAGGAUAAAGCUCGUCCAUUCCAGGGUCAGUUAACUGGCCUGUACUACAAUGGCUUGAAAGUGCUUAAUAUGGCAGCUGAAAGUGACCCAAACAUCAGAAUAGAAGGAAAUGUGAGAUUAGUAGGGGAAGUGUCCUCGAUGACAACAGAAACAACAACCACAUCAAAGCCACCGGAAGUAUCAACUACCAUUAUGGAAACUACAACCACCAUGGCCACUACCACCACCAGGAAGGGGAGGUCAACAACCACGAGAGACGUUAUGACUCAGAGCACAGAUGAUCUAUUGGUUGCAUCUGCUGAAUGUCCUAGCGAUGAUGAGGACAUUGAUGAAUGUGAGCCAAGCUCAGGUGGGUUAGGUGGCAGAGGCUUCCCAGGAACAGCAGAAGUGAUUCGAGAAUCAAGCAGUACCACAGGAAUGGUGGUUGGGAUUGUAGCAGCAGCUGCUCUUUGCAUUCUCAUCCUCCUCUAUGCUAUGUACAAGUACAGGAAUAGGGACGAAGGUUCCUACCACGUAGAUGAGAGCAGAAACUACAUCAGUAACUCCGCUCAGUCCAAUGGGGCUGUAGUGAAAGAGAAGCAGGUGAACAAUGCCAAAAAUUCGAGCAAAAACAAGAAGAAUAAAGAUAAAGAAUACUACGUCUGAUCAUACACUUGGAAGAAGGAAGCCUAUAAAAUGAGAAGGAAACGAAAAAAAACAUUUUAUCAAAGACAUGAUAAAACUGAUAUUUACUUUUUGCAAAGCACAUGGGAUAAAAGACAGUACAGAUAAUCAGGAAGGAAAGACAACAGUUUGUAAAGUAAGCUUUAACAUUUCAAGCUGGUUGAAGUCUCCUACUUGUUCACAGUGUUUUCAUUUGCUCCGUCUUCUUGUUGUCUGAACUUUACUGUGGAGACAACAGCAUGAAGCAUUCAUCAAGAAGAGUAUUACAACAUUGCACAGAGAAUCUACCUGUUACCAUGAGUUUUCAGCCAAAGUGCUAAACAAUUCUGCAAUGUGACAGAAGUCUCAUUACUCCAAGAAACUUUAAAGUUAGUUAGCAGACCCUCAACAUCAAUGGGUUUAAUCAUCUUUAUAUCCAUGGGAGACCUGUGUUUAAGUGCUGGCUACAACAUAAGACUAAUGUUAAAUAGUAUAAAGUGGAAUAAUCCCUUUCUGUUUGUAAGAAGUAAGAACGCCUUAAUUUCAUCCACAGGAAAUAUAAGGCAUGGAUAUAUACAAAUUAAAGAGAGAGCAUAGAUACAAUCAUUUGAAAAUUUUCAUGCACGCUAAUAUGUUAUUACAUACAUUUAUACAAACAUGUAUAUGUGCUUUCUGGACUGUGAUGAGUGAUGUUUUAUAGCCUGUUGUAUAGACAAUGCAAAUAUCUCUGCUAUCCAGACAUUUUUUGGUAAACGCAAUGUUAUAGCUGUAGCUAUGGAUAGACAAGUUUGAAGUUGUUGAUGAGAUCUGCAAUGUUAAUGUUUUUGCAGCCAUCAUUAAUAGUCUCAAACUUUUUAUUAAUUUCCAUUGUAAUGAAUGUCUACCAUACAUGUAAGAGAGAUACAUGUGAAUGUAAAUAUAAUUUAGCUGCAUUUUUGUAAUUCAGACAGUAAUCUCUUCUGUUUGAGGUUUUGUUGCGUGGGAAACAAAGCAAGUUUUACACUGAAAUGGUGGCUAAUAUUAUGAAAUCUUUGUUAGAUAUACCAAUGGAAAUAGGUCUCAAUAAUUUCACUUUAAUUUUUUUCAUGUUUUCUCAAAACAGGAAAAAUAAAAUUUUCAAAAAUCUGAUCAUUCCUUAAUUUGCAAGACAUGUAUUGAUGUUGCUGAAUGUCAAUGUGCUUUGUUACAUGGUAAUCUUCCUAAAUAUCUACAGCAUCACUGCAGAAAGUACAGUUGCUUAUUUCUUCCAAUUGUUAUGCUUCAUCAUCUUUUUUAUUUAAAUAUGUCCUUCUCCCAUUUGGAAGUCGAAAGCUUUAACAUUAAAGCAUUGAAGGUCUUUCAUUUUCUAGCUUUGAAUGAAGAGUCCUAUAUAUGGAAUACUAAAAUAUCUAGAUCUUAAGAACUCAUUAUUUAGCUUUUUAUAUUAUUUUUGGUGAUUUCAUAGCAAUAAACCUGGUUGUAAUGUACUUCAAAUCAAAUACAAAGAGAAUAUGUUAUAUUCUAUGGGUGUACUUCAAGGGAAACCAGCUGAAUUGCUAAAGACCUCCUGGGAGGAAAAUAGAUGUUCACACGUUCAAACGGGAAGGAAGAAUUUAAAACAUGCUUUAAACAGCAGGGGCCACAACAUAACAGGACCUAUUGUAUUUUGUGUCAGCAGUCAGUUAGAGAUGGUCUCCUUGCCAAAUGCUAUAGCCAUCUCAGUGACACAUAAAACAAUUCAUAACAUUAGGCACUCACUUUUACACUAGCCACAUCAAUUACAUUUAAUCUAAACAAAGAGCAUUGUUUUUACCUUUGAAUGAAAGGUGCCUUCUUGUCCAAAAAGCUGAAAAGGGAGUUAUUUUCUGAUUAAAGAGGAACAUACCAGAUAUGUCCUUAAUCACAAAGGCGUUCUAUGUAACCAAAACAGCAAUUCCAUUCAAUGCAAUUAUAAUGUAAUUUAUUAACCAAUCCAUAAAUAGUUCACGAACAAUGGAUCCCCCUUAAGGUGUAUAGGAAUCCAUACAGCUAUAAAUAUAGUUGCAAUUAAAGCCAGUUCUAAUGUUGCUCUUGUAAAAUAGGAGAAGUCAUGUAAUGUUCCAGAUUCCUACACAGAUGUUUGCUCAUAUUAACAGUUAUGAAAUUAGAAAUGUGAAAUAAUAUUUUAUAAGUUUCUAUUAGUAUCAAGGGAAGACUAGGUAAUUACAUGGGUUAAGUUUACAAGCAACAUUUACAAUGAAAUCAACAUUCAUUUCCUCAACAAAUGCACAAUCCACCACCACCCCCAUACACAAACGGCCAAUGAAGCGGAGGAAAAUUCCAGUAAACUGACCUGCCAUGGUUCAGUAGUUAAUAAGGAGUUCCUUAGUAUCCAGGAUUGAUAUUUUUAGCUCUCAAGUGGAAUCAUAGCUCAUGAUCUGUCAUGGAGAUACAGUAUGUCCUAGUGCUCCAAAGUAUAUAAAAUAAGAUCAUGUAUUAAAUCUGUACAAUAAAUUAAAGAUUGACUGAUGGAAUAAAAGUUUUAUUUACUUUAUGUGAACCUUGUUAUUAACGGCACUCAUAAAAUCCUGGAUACACUGAAAGUGGCUGUAGGAACUUUAGAAAGCAACAACGGUAGAAUAUAUAUUAUUAGAUAACAGGCACUUGACAAACUGGACAGUUUUAAGCUAUUCAUGUUGCCAAGGUAGUUAUAUCCAUUUAGUUAACAAUUUGGUUUACCAGCUACACAGGAGCAACAUUUUCUUGUGUCUUAAACUACCUACAGCCCCUAGCAUGGCAGUUUCCAAAUUUCAUUUAGGUUGAUACUGUUUGGUACUGUAAUGUGUUGUGUUUUGGCAAACUCUUGUUUUGAAGCUGUAAGAAAUUUUACUUAUGAAUGAUGCAUUUCAAACAAGAUAAAACAAGCAAAACCAUUCUGAAGCCCCAUCUUCGAGUGCUUUGUGUGAUAAAUAUUGAAAGAAAAUUUUGUUGCAAAAGCCCAGUUAACCAUUAUUGAAAAUGCUAAGCCAGUGGAAUUUACUGUUUUUGUUAAUAAAAUGUUUCUUAUAA